AGUGACAAAUGUGGUCCUUGAACGACAUAUAGCUCGGGCAAAUGCGCAUGGCCUUCAGGAGUACGGUUUUAUCUUGACCUCAACGCGUGACUUCCAACUCUGACCUUGAACUUGGAGUGGCUACAUGUCGGCGCUCCAUACAUUUGCAAUGAGGUCAUACAACGUUCAGUGUGUCACCCAGUUGUCACUGUGAUGUAGACAAACAGAAUAGACUGCAGUCUGUGGUUAAACAUCACAGCAGCAGCAGAGAGGAGGAGGAGGAGGAGGAGGAGGAGGGGGAGGAGAAGAGGGAGGAGAAGAGGAGGAUGAUAAUGCAGCGCAUCCUAAGUUAUGGGACACUGCGGCGGGUGGCAGCAGCACGCCCGUUACUGGUGGGCGUCAGCGUCCCCGAGCCACCAGUAGCAUUUUGCUGCUGUGUCCUCCGCCUGUCCCUGCCGCCGCCCACAGGCCGGCGCUGGCUGUCAACCUCAGCCUCCAGCAAGGCAGCACAUCAGCCAAAACACCAGCCACCACAGGAGGAACCACAGUCCAGCUCCACGCCUCAAACACAGGAGGUCCAGAAAGGGGAAGCUGGGCCUGAUGCUGCAGAAUUGGACCCUCUGCAGGACAAGUCCAGCGGGCUGGUCCAGAGGUUUAAGAAGACCUUCAAACAGUAUGGGAAGGUGAUGAUCCCUGUACAUCUCCUGACGUCCUCCGUCUGGUUUGGAACCUUCUAUUACGCUGCUAUGAAAGGUGUGAAUGUAGUGCCAUUCCUGGAGAUGAUUGGUCUGCCAGAGUCACUAGUUGGCCUUUUGAGAGACUCCUCGAGUGGCUACGCUCUGACCGCGUACGCCAUGUACAAGAUUGCAACCCCUGCUAGAUAUACGGUUACUCUGGGCGGCACGUCACUAUCUGUCCAGUAUCUCCGCAAGCACGGCUACUUAUCCACACCACCACCAGUUAAAGAAUACUUUCAGGACAAAAUGGAGGAGACAAAGGAGAAACUGACAGAAAAGAUGGAAGAGACAAAGGGGAGAUUUUCAGAGAAAAUGGAGGAAACAAAAGAACGUAUCUCUGAGAAAAUGGAAGAGACUAAGGACAAGCUUUCUGGGAAACUGCAGGAAACCAAAGACAGAGUCUCCGAAGGAAAAGCGUUUUUUAGAAAGAAAAACGAUUAGCGAAUCAUGUUUUCAGGUGGCUUCUGAAUAUAUGAUCCUAUUUUGAUCUCAAGAAGUAAUCAGUGAGUUUGUGGCAAGUAACAGAUGACACUUAUGGGAGUGUUUGGAAAGACAGUGUGCUAUGCCUUUCCUAAAUUUUCACCUCACAAAUUUCAGUUAUCACCUGUAAUCUGUUUAAAUGUCAAAUUCAGUCCUUAGUUGUCCUCAAUUGUCUGCCACGAUGCACUAAGUGUAGACUAGACAGCAGCUUAGCAGAGUCCUGGCAGUGCUACAUUCUGUCUCCGUCAUCUCAGACUGGAUUUACCCUGGCUCAAGUGAUCUGGACUUUAACUCUUGGUUGGCUAUUUUAAAAAAAAAAAAAAAGCUGUGUUCUCGUUUCUUUUCACAUACAUACGAAGGGGAAAAGACGUCUGUGCUUCAAAGGGAUAAAAUAAAUAUCAAUCUACCUGUGUAAAAAAAAAAAUAAAUAAACAUUAUCCAUUAAAGACUGAA
This is a messenger RNA of Siniperca chuatsi (mandarin fish), 1649 nucleotides long. RefSeq lists its product as uncharacterized. The record is from RefSeq and is a predicted model, not a curated record. Gene Ontology annotation, cellular component: mitochondrion. The transcript has 5 exons. The coding region runs from base 306 to 1157 and encodes 283 amino acids. Lineage: Eukaryota; Metazoa; Chordata; Actinopteri; Centrarchiformes; Sinipercidae.